Setaria italica (foxtail millet) is the source of this 624-nucleotide messenger RNA. Its product is annotated as abscisic acid receptor PYL5. The coding region runs from base 1 to 624 and encodes 207 amino acids. Gene Ontology annotation, molecular function: signaling receptor activity; abscisic acid binding; protein phosphatase inhibitor activity. Gene Ontology annotation, cellular component: nucleus; cytoplasm. Lineage: Eukaryota; Viridiplantae; Streptophyta; Magnoliopsida; Poales; Poaceae. The record is from RefSeq and is a predicted model, not a curated record. The transcript has a single exon. Gene Ontology annotation, biological process: abscisic acid-activated signaling pathway.
AUGCCGUACGCAACCACAAGGACGUCGCCGCAGCAGCAUAGCCGUAUCACCACCAACGGAAGGGUUGUGUCAAUGUGCCCGGGGCACACGGAGGUGCCAGGAGAGGUGGCACGGCACCACGAGCAUGUGGUAGCCGCAGGACAAUGCUGCUCGGUCAUGGUGCAGACAAUUGCAGCACCAGUGGAUGCGGUGUGGUCACUUGUGCGGCGCUUCGACCAACCACAAGAAUACAAAAGCUUCAUCAGGAGUUGUCGGCUCGUGGAUGGUGACGGCACCACGGUGGGAUCAGAGCGGGAGCUGAUUGUCCAAUCUGGACUGCCUGCCAACAGCAGCCGUGAUCGGCUCGAGAUCCUAGACGACGCACUGCGGGUGAUCAGCUUCAAGAUCCUAGGUGGCGAGCACCGCCUCUCCAACUACCGCUCGGUGACCACCGUACAUGAGGCCACAUCAUCGGAUGGGCCGGUUGCAAUGGUGGUCGAGUCCUACGUGGUGGAUGUACCACCGGGGAACACAGCCCAAGAGACAUGCGUUUUCACGAACACUAUCAUUCGGGCCAACCUCCAGAACCUAGAACGCAAGGUUAUGGGUCGGCUCGCAAUGGCAGCGCCACACCAGAACCACUGA